GUUCCAAUUGUCAAACCAAAACUUUUGUAUUCAACCUUGGAACUUUAAACCUCAUCAUCAUUCGCCCAGAAAAUAUAAAAAAGCCGCUAGGGUCGACAAUUUAUAUUUCCGAACUACCGAACUAUAUCAGCACAGAUCGAUAAUAUCAAAGCCGGUCUUCUUGAAGUUCUCGUUUCGGUCAAUGCAAUUCUAACCCAGCAUGCCGAUUUGUAGCGGUCGUCUUCCUUGAUGGAACGUGACAUAGCCUUUCGCUUUGUCAAUCAAAAUCUGAUUCACUUGUGCAAGUCGACAGCCUGACAAAACAAUGGAAACUAUCUUCAACAUCCUUUUUUGAAAAGGUAACAUUGUUUUGCCAUUAUAACCCGUCCACUACCCGUCCGCUACUUCUUGUUAUCUCGACAUCCCUCGCAUCAACAUUGGGAAUUCUAACAUCGACUUCGUUCGCGCCCAUCAUCCUGCCCGUUUUCCUGUCCUGGAUCUUUACAUCUUCCUCUAUCAUAAUUAUGGAUUUGGCUCAGAAUUUGGUGCGCACCGUCGCGCGCGCCUUCUACACCGGUCCCGAUGAGAGAAGGUUGAUACUUAUUGUUGACGCCUUAGUCCUUCAUACUACCGUAAAGGAUAGUGACUUAUCUUACCUUAUGGCGUUGAAUCCAAAGGACCUCAACAAGUCUUAUGGCAGACUCAAGGAUGAUCACCUUUUGCGAUCUCACUCCCGUCAGGAGCUAGUAACGGGCAAAGAGAAACCAGUUGCCCGCACAUAUUUUUAUAUCGACUACCGACACGCCAUCGACGCCAUCAAGUACAGGACGUUCCUACUCGAUAAAAAAGUUCAAGGUGACGCUGUACCCCAAGCAGAAAAGAAGGUCUACUUCUGCAAGCGUUGUACAUCGGAGUGGACUCAAAUGGAAGUCCUGGAUAACAUGGAUCCGAUGCGAGGCUUUAUGUGCCAUAAAUGCGGUAGUAUCCUAGAAUUCGACCCCGAACGACAAGCGGGCGGCCACGAGUUGUCCACUCGACUAAACAAUCAGCUCAAGUUCAUCUUAGAUGUCCUACCGAAGCUUGACCAAGUCGUUAUUCCCGAGUUCGAUUUCGAUACUGCCCUUGCGGCGUCUCUCCCUGUGGUGCGUCCAAAAGGUAACGAGGCUGCCGAAUCUGUGGCCCUUCCGGAUGCCAAGCCUACUUCCGUAAAAGGCAUGGCGAACACCGGCCCUCAAAAGAUUGAAGUAGACAUCACAGAUAUGGAUGGUCCUACUGAGGCCGAGAAGGAGGCCGCGCGCACCCAGAAGGAAAAGCUUGCUCUGCAGAAUGCCCUUCCUUCGUGGCAUACCACUAGUACCGUCAGCGGUAUAUCGUAUUCUGGAAGUUCCAACUCUGCCACGGCAGUCAAGGCUGACGAAGUUGAUACUAAGAAGCCUGACGCCUCUACCGACGACGUUGCUCACGAGCAAGAAAUGGAUGAGCUCUACAAGUCCUUGCAGAGGUCUCAGGAGGAGGCUGCUCGACGCGCGGCGGAAGAAGAGUACGAAGAUGAUGAGGAUGCCGAGAGUGGAGGUGAAGAAUUCGUGGAUAUUUCCGCGAAUGCCAGCUCUAUUGGCGAGAAGCGAGCCGCGUCAAGCGGUCCCACUAGUGCCGCGGACACUCCAGCUUCGGAUAGGCCGUCCAAGAAGGCGAGAAUUGAAGAACCAGCCAACGGUGGCGAUAGCGAAGAUGACGAUGAUCUGCAGUUUGAGGAUGUCUAAAUAUUUACGAUGGCCAUGGGCGGCGGUGAUACCUCUAGAUUCAUGCGCACGAGGUUAUGUGGGUGAGAGACUAUGGGACUAAGGAACCUAGGGAUUAAAGGGAGUGCGGUCUUUCGUGAUUGCGAUAACCUAUGUACAGGAGGGCUUAGCAUAGCAUUGCAUGGUCUUUCUCAGGUAGACCUAGACGGGUGGGCGUCCAAAAAGGGUUGGCAACAGUCGCAUUGCAAAUCAGAGU
Annulohypoxylon maeteangense is the source of this 1974-nucleotide messenger RNA. RefSeq lists its product as uncharacterized. Bases 504 to 1739 code for a protein of 411 amino acids. Gene Ontology annotation, cellular component: transcription factor TFIIE complex. Lineage: Eukaryota; Fungi; Ascomycota; Sordariomycetes; Xylariales; Hypoxylaceae. The transcript is spliced from 2 exons. The record is from RefSeq and is a predicted model, not a curated record. Gene Ontology annotation, biological process: transcription open complex formation at RNA polymerase II promoter; transcription initiation at RNA polymerase II promoter.